AUGAGCGACGACAAACAAUCCAUUUUCACGGGCUUCGGUUCUCAAGAUGACGCGCCAAAAGAUUCGGGAAAGAUAUUUGGCAAGUUGAUCGAAACUUCGAAAAACCUACCAACAACAUCUUCUGAAUUAGGCACCAUUCUGCUCAGUGUGAACGAGAUCAAGAAGCGCGCACAUAAGCUGAGACAGAAAUCAAAACCCCAGCAUGAUCACACUAGAGCUCAUUAUCUACUGGCUGGCAGCGGGCUGGCCAUUCAGGACGUCGAAACAUCCUUGAGGGCUCUCAAGUCCAGGAAGCUGAUGGAGCAGAACGUAGUCAGUAUGGACACUGACAAUGACCUCGACACUUACUUAAGAAAUAAAAAGGAUGAGAAUAUAUUGUCGUCAAUUGAAAGGUCGCUCGCCUCUGCUGCCAAAGAUUUCGACAAUUUCGUCAAUCAAAACUUCAACCUCGACUGGGAGCAACGUAAGGAAGAAGUGAGAGAGAACUUCGGUAUUUUGGUGAAGAGAAGAAAAGGCGACCACAAACCUUCAAUGGAAGGGAUCGGUGGGUCUCCUCUUACAUGGGGUGAAAGUGGCCGCGCAAUUUUGGAUGGUGACUCUAGACUCAAUGUUAAUGAAAACUUCUCGACGAGGACGAAGUUCGAACACUACGCUAAGAUAAUCAAUGCUUUCAAUAACGCAAGGCAAAGUGACACCGAUUUCUCUCUUACCGGUGAAGUCAUCGAAUUACUCACCAAUUCUACAGAAUCUAUCAAUCGGCAAUUACCACAAGCAUGGAGAAUUCUGGAACACGUACGUGACUCCGAUGAUGUCGUGAAUAAAUCAAAGGAGUUUUUGGAAGCACAGUUUUUGGAUUACGUCGAUAAGCUGUACAAACGAAAACCUAGCGAAGGUCUGCCCACGAACGUUAAUAAAGUCCGGUCUUUUAUUGAACACAAAUUAAAAAAUCCCAACGGUACGUGGAAGUAUGGGAAUUUGACCAUUGUGAACGGGACGCCUAUCUGGGCUUUCAUUUUCUAUCUCUUGAGAGCUGGCCUGGCCCAAGACGCGCUCGAAGUUGCGGUUGCAAAUAAAUUGAGCUUCAAAAAAGUAGAACAGUCAUUUUUGACAUACUUCAAAGCAUACGUCAGCUCAAGGGAUCGCAAGCUACCCAAUGAAUUUCUGAUUAGAUUGCAUACCGAGUACAAUCAGCAUAUAAAAAAUGCCUUGGAUGGUGAUCCUUUCAGACUAGCCGUCUACAAGAUUAUCGGUCGUUGCGACCUCACUCGGAAAAACAUUUCAUCCAUAACUCUCAGCAUCGAAGACUGGAUUUGGAUCCAUAUAAUGUUAAUCAAAGAGGACAGCGCCGGUGACGACCCUCUGUACGAGAAGUAUGACCUGUCAGACUUCCAAACUAUCGUAACGUCAUAUGGUAUGUCCAUGUUCAGCGGAUCCUACAUCAUGGUGCUCAUGUUGAGUGGACUAUACGAGCUCGCAAUUCAGAAUGCAAUGUCGAUAAGUGAAAUUGAUGGGGUCCAUUUGGCGAUCGGCUUGGCUUCCUACAAAAAAUUGAAUAUAUCGACUUACCAGAACAAGAAACUGUCGGAACUCAUCACCACUGUUGAUGGAACAACCAGAGUAAAUUUUGCUAAGCUUCUCGGCAACUACACAAAGUCUUUUAAGUUUUCAGACCCUCGUAUUGCUGUGGAGUACCUGAUCCUCAUAAACACGGGUGGAACCAAGGACGCAGCAGCUGUCUGUCAUGAGGCUCUAAGAGAACUUGUUUUAGAGACAAAAGAAUUCACAAUCCUACUAGGAAAGGUGAACAGGGACGGAACAAGAAUUCCUGGGGUGAUCGAAGAAAGGCAGUCUUUACUCUCGCUGAGCGACGAAAAAGACUUUUUACACAAAAUAACCGAACAGUCUGCGAGACGUGCGGAUGAAGAUGGUAGGUCAUACGACAGCUUGCUCCUGUAUCAGCUGGCCGAUGAAUAUGACAUUGUUAUCCGGAUUGUAAACAAACUUUUGAGCGAUCUGCUCAGCAACACGGAUCUAGCACAACCGUUGCUCAAUCUGGAUGAUAAUAGCGAGACGAGUCCGGUACUUAUCGCCAAGAAAUUGAUCAGCGUUUAUGUCAAUAAUCUGGAAAUUGCACAGAAAAUCCAUCUGAAGAACAAGGAGACUUGCAUUCUGCUACUAAAGAUAGUGGAUAUCAGACGGGCGUUCUACUCACAGAAUUGGCAAGAGACACUGGAGAUGAUGGAAGAGGUCGAAUUAAUCCCUUUUGUCGAUGAAGUUUCCUCAAGAAGAAAAGCUCAGGAAUUUUCUAACUUGAGCUCUGAAAUCACAAAAAAUAUUCCCAAGCUCCUCAUCAUCACGAUGACAUGUGUUUGCAAAAUUGUUAAAGCACUCAGCCAAAGUGAAUAUCAAUCUGCUGCCAAGAUUCAACAAGUAGAAGCACUAAAGCGGCUUGCGAAAAACUGCAUGAUCUACGCGGGUAUGAUUCAGUACAGGAUGCCACGUGAGACGUACAGUAUUCUAAUUAAUCUAGAAGUGCAACUGUGA
Messenger RNA from Lachancea sp. 'fantastica', 2544 nucleotides. NCBI's taxonomy places the organism in Eukaryota, Fungi, Ascomycota, Saccharomycetes, Saccharomycetales, Saccharomycetaceae. The record is from the annotation of a GenBank genome assembly.